Puntigrus tetrazona (Sumatra barb) is the source of this 1265-nucleotide messenger RNA. RefSeq names its product zinc finger protein 384-like. Gene Ontology annotation, biological process: regulation of transcription by RNA polymerase II. Gene Ontology annotation, molecular function: RNA polymerase II cis-regulatory region sequence-specific DNA binding; DNA-binding transcription factor activity. Bases 586 to 1107 code for a protein of 173 amino acids. NCBI's taxonomy places the organism in Eukaryota, Metazoa, Chordata, Actinopteri, Cypriniformes, Cyprinidae. The transcript has 2 exons. The record is from RefSeq and is a predicted model, not a curated record.
UACAAAUAGUGUGAAAGGGGUUUAUCUUAAAUAUUAGAGAGUUUUUUUUAUGUCACAACAUUAAACAUUGAUACAGCAACCACCCAUAUGCUUUUGAACUUUCUAUUAAUCAAAGAAUCCUGAAAAAAGGUUUCUUCAAAAAACCACUGUUUUUAAUAAUAAAUGAAAAUGUUCUGGAGCACCAAAGUGAUCACGUGUCUCUGAUGAAUGGAAUAAUAUCUGCUGAAAAUACAGCUUUGCCAUCACAGGAUUAAAUUAUAUUAGAAAAUAAAGUUCAUUAGAAAACAUACAUUUUUAAUAGCAGUAAUAUUUAACAGUAUAAUAUAUAAACGGUAGAAUAUAGAGAUGAAUAGAUCUUUCCAUCGUUUCGAUUCAGAUUCCAGUUUAACUUUCUGCAGGAUGGGGGCAAUUCAAUUUAUAUUUACUCCUGAACUGAAAGGGAACCAGUUGUCAAUGAUUCUCUAAUUCAUUCAGUAACAUUUUUGGCUUUUGUCUCACGCUAAAAUAUUGUACACCCUCAAAACACUUCAAACUCCUAAUGGGUUGUUUUAUGAUGUUUGGUUUGGAGAAACAUGGCCUGACUAAAUGUUGAAUUGUCACUUUAACAUUUUUCUCAAUCUUUUACAGUCUCAUCGGCGUCAGCACAACAAGGACAAGCCGUAUAAGUGUCACCACUGUAACCGUGGUUAUGUAGACGCAGCCAGCCUGGAGGUUCAUCUGUCCACGCACACGGUCAAGCACGAUAAACUCUACUCCUGUGGUUUAUGCAACCGCACAUAUACCUCGGAAACGUAUCUGAUGAAGCACAUGCGAAAACACGCCCCAGAUAUGCUUCCGUCUCCACCCGGAUCCAACCAUCAGAAUCGCAGCCCCGGCCGCGCAGGAGGAAGUAGCUCGGAUGGAGACGGGCAGAGCCAAGCCGAGAGGAACAAUGCCUUCAUCCAGCCGGUCGGUGUGCCGUGCAUAUUCGACCUGAACCAGUACAAGCCAGUACCUUCUGCAGACGUGCAGUAUAAAACUGUCAGUGUGUCUGACAUCUCCCCUCACAAAGACCUCUGCAUCACCGUGGAGGCUUCUGCCAUACAGGUGGAGCACCUAAACUCAUAAGGAAUCCCACCAAACUUUUGUAAUUGACGAGGUCCACACAGAGCUGCGGACACAGGAGGACUUUUCUUACUCGAUACCUUUUUAUUUGUAUGAAGGAGCAAGUGGAUUUAAAUGGACACAGCUGAAGAAACAGACUUUGGGUUUUUUUUUUUNUGGUU